This is a messenger RNA of Aspergillus vadensis CBS 113365, 328 nucleotides long. RefSeq lists its product as uncharacterized. The record is from RefSeq and is a predicted model, not a curated record. NCBI's taxonomy places the organism in Eukaryota, Fungi, Ascomycota, Eurotiomycetes, Eurotiales, Aspergillaceae. Bases 92 to 262 code for a protein of 56 amino acids. The transcript has a single exon.
AGCCGCCGCAGGGCAUGGGGCAGGGGCCUAAUCAUCGUCAUCCUGACUUGCACAUUCCAGCAAUCCCACUGGUGUUUCCACAGAUGAGUUAAUGAGGAUGGACAUGGGGCUUCAAGUAAAUUUUUUUUCGGUUUCUUUUUGGGUUAUUUUUUAUUUCAUUUCGAUAAAAAAAAAAUUUUUUUCUCUCUCUUUUUCUCUCUUUACUUCCUCCCAUCUGUCACCCUCUGAUUUCGCUCGAACUGGAUUCCACUGGACUAGGUGAUAUUCAGCAAAUGCUCUGUUUCUCGCCUAACACUGGAAUGGUUCCUACUACUACGGACACGCAACC